Hemiscyllium ocellatum (epaulette shark) is the source of this 6037-nucleotide messenger RNA. RefSeq names its product partitioning defective 3 homolog. The coding region runs from base 283 to 4410 and encodes 1375 amino acids. The record is from RefSeq and is a predicted model, not a curated record. NCBI's taxonomy places the organism in Eukaryota, Metazoa, Chordata, Chondrichthyes, Orectolobiformes, Hemiscylliidae. Gene Ontology annotation, biological process: cell adhesion; establishment of centrosome localization; microtubule cytoskeleton organization. Gene Ontology annotation, cellular component: apical plasma membrane; cell cortex; apical junction complex. The transcript is spliced from 25 exons. Gene Ontology annotation, molecular function: protein binding; phosphatidylinositol binding.
CAGGAACAGGUGGCGGCAGGAAGCGGCGCCGUGUUAAAGCCGAGCGGGGCCGCUCGCACAACAGCGCUACCAUGCAACAGAGCAUUUCAUCGCACGGGGCGGAAUAACAAACAAAACAAAAAAGAAAGAGGAGAAAAGAUACAAUCUUGCAACCGGGAGGGAAAGGGAAGAGGAGCAAGCCUCCCUUCUUUAUUUUGGGCUUGAGCCGAGGCGCUCUCGGCUGCUGCUCCGGAGACAAGAGCCUUGUGCAACAUAAGCAACGCGCUGUUCCCGAGAGGAGUAAUGAAAGUGACCGUCUGCUUCGCGAGGACCAGGGUGGUUGUUCCUUGUGGAAAUGGGGCCAUCACAGUGCACAGCCUGAUCCAACAGGCGGUGACUAGGUACCGCCGAGCCAUCGCCAAGGAUCCAGGUUAUUGGGUUCAAGUUCAUCGUUUGGAGCAUAGUGAUGGCGGUAUCUUGGACCUUGAUGACAUCCUGUCUGAUGUUGCUGAUGAUAAGGACCGACUUGUUGCUAUCUUUGAAGAGCAAGAGCCACACCAUGGUGGUGAUGGUACAAGUGCCAGUUCGACUGGUACUCAAAGCCCAGAGAUAUUUGGCAGUGAGCCUGCACCAAACUCCUUGUCUGCAUUCCAGCCAUAUCAAGCGUCAAGUGAGAUUGAGGUCACCCCAUCCGUCCUCCGAGCAAACAUGCCACUUCAUGUGAGACGGAGCAGUGAUCCUGCACUGAUUGGUCUUUUGUCUUCUGUAAUGGGACCUAACCAUAACUCAGCAGAGCCAUCACGCAAAAACCCGACCCGUUGGUCCACAACACCUGGCUUUCCAAAACCAAGCCAAACAUCCAGUAGUCUUGACAGAAAAAAGAAGGAAACAACUCCAAGGAAUCCAGUGAAUGGACAGGACAACUACAGGAGUUUACCGAGAGAUGCUGGCCAUUGGUCGAACCAGUUUCAGCGAGAUAAUGCCCGAUCAUCUUUGAGUGCCACUCAUCCCAUGGUGGACAAAUGGCUGGAAAGGCAGGAACAGGAGGAAGAUGGAACAGAAGAGGAGAGCAACAGGAUUGAGCCAGUUGGACGUGCUGAUUCUUGCCUUGAACAUGGACAGAAUUUUUCGCUCAGUGAUGUGCUAAAGCUGGUUGAAGUCUCCAAUGAUGGAGGGCCUUUGGGAAUCCAUGUAGUGCCUUUCAGUUCCACAGUUGGAAGGACCCUGGGGUUACUGGUGAAACGUCUAGAGAAAGGCGGUAAAGCUGAGCGGGAGAAACUGUUUAAUGAGAACGAUUGUAUCAUCAAAAUAAACGGUGGUGAUUUGCGAAAUACUCGCUUUGAACAAGCACAACAUAUGUUUCGCCAAGCCAUGCGUUCACAGAUUAUUUGGUUCCACGUGGUCCCCGCAGCAAACAAGGAGCAAUACGAACAAGUCUCUUUUGCCGAAAAAAAUGCGUAUUAUUCCAAUCGAGCCAAUGUAGAUACUCAGCCUGGUGAUCGAAAGAGUGCUAUGAAUGCAAGCUUUGAUGAAACACCACAGAGAUUAUCAAGAUCAAGCAAUGAGACUGAUCAGACUGUUUCCUACUCCCAUCUACCUCACAAUCAGAACUCAGUGUCAAAACCUCCAACUGGCCAGAAUCUAACUCCCCAAAGGUUGAGUUCUACACCCUCUACAGGCUUCAGCACCAAAAAAGUAGGGAAGAAACUGAAUAUCCAAUUGAAGAAAGGUCCUGAAGGUCUUGGAUUUAGCAUAACAUCACGGGAUGUUCCUGUUGGUGGUUCAGCACCAAUUUAUGUGAAAAACAUUCUUCCAAAAGGUGCAGCUAUCCAAGAUGGCAGACUGAAGGCAGGAGACCGACUUCUAGAGGUUAAUGGUGUAGAUCUAACUGGAAAAAUACAAGAGGAAGCGGUGACGCUACUGAGGAACACCAAGAUGGGCGGCACUGUCAGUCUGUUGGUCCUCCGGCAGGAAGAAACCUUCCUCCCUCGGGAACUGAAAAAAGAAUCAAGUCAGAUGCAGGCACCAAGCGAAUUGAAAGCAGAGGAUGAUGACUUGGUGCUUACACCUGAUGGUACCAGGGAGUUCCUGACAUUUGAAAUUCCUCUCAAUGAUACUGGAUCAGCAGGCCUCGGAGUUAGUGUCAAAGGUAAUAGAUCAAAAGAAAACCAUGCUGACCUGGGCAUAUUUGUGAAAUCAAUCAUCAAUGGAGGAGCAGCAUCGAAGGAUGGUAGACUUAAUGUGAAUGACCAGCUUAUAGCAGUGAACAGUGAAUCAUUGUUGGGAAAAACAAACCAAGAUGCCAUGGAGACACUGCGGAGAUCCAUGUCCACAGAGGGAAAUAAGAGAGGAAUGAUCCAAUUGAUUGUUGCCAGGAGGAUAACAAAACACAAUGAGCUCGAGACACCUGGCAGCCCCUCUGGGCCUGAGCUGCCUAUUGAUGCUGUGAUGGACGACAGAGAACGAAGGAUUUCACAUUCACUUUAUAGUGGAAUCGAGGGAUUGGAUGAGUCACCCACUAGGAAUAUUGGUUUUAACAGAUUGAUGGGUAACUACCAUAUGUCUCCGACGGUGAACAUGACCCAGGAUGACACUGUUAUUAUUGAAGAUGACAGGCCACCUGGCAAUCUUCCUCGACUACCCAACCAGCCAUCUGUGGAUUAUCAUCAAGAAAUAAAUUCUGUAACUUCUGGUCUGUGGGUGAAAGAACCUGAUAAAGAUAAAACUGAUGGUGUUUUAAGUCCAGACGUCGAUCCUGCCAUUGCCUUCCAGCGAGAGGGAUUCGGACGUCAGAGCAUGUCUGAAAAACGCACCAAACAGUUUGGAGAUGCCACUCAACUGGAUUUUGUUAAAACGCGGAAAUCUAAAAGCAUGGACUUAGUAGCUGAUGAGACUAAUCUUGAUUCCUUGGCUGAACAGAUAACCACAGGCUCCUCGACCAGGGAUGUUGGGCCUUCAUUAGGACUGAAGAAAUCAAGCUCGUUAGAAAGUCUGCAGACAGCAGUUGCUGAAGUAACUUUGAAUAGUGAUAUUCCUUUCCAUCGUCCACGACCACGAAUCAUCAGAGGGCGGGGUUGCAAUGAAAGUUUCCGGGCUGCCAUUGACAAGUCGUACGACAAACCCGCAGAAGAAGAGGAUGAUGAUGAAGGGAUGGAAACAUUGGAAGAAGAUACCGAGGAAAGUUCCAGAUCAGGCAGAGAAUCUGUUUCAACAUCCAGUGAUCAGCCAUCACUAGCUGGUGGACAUCUGACAGGGACAAUGGAGAAACAGGUCAAUGGCUCCAGAAGCAAGGAGGACAGAAAGAAAGAGAAGACUGGCAAAGAAAGAGAAAAGAAGAAAGACAAAGAGAAGGAGAAAGAAAAAGACAAAGAGAAGAGUAAAGUCAAGAAAGGGAUGUUGAAAGGUCUCGGUGAUAUGUUCAGGUUUGGCAAAUACCGUAAAGAGGAAAAAGGUGGGAAGCUUGAUCGAAAAGGGUCAAACAAGGGCAAGGUGGAAGAAACUCUCCCAUCUGAGGAUGAGCGAACACGAAUGAGACAAGAACAAGAGAGAAUUCAGGCAAAACACCGUGAAAUUCGGGAGCGGCAGGCCCGGGAACGAGACUAUGCAGAUCCACAAGAUUUGAAUAGAGCCUAUGGAUCUGACGAUGACCCAACAUAUGCUGGCAUGAGUUGGUGUGAAUCUUCUUUAAACAGCGGGCACAACCUGAUUUUAAAUACUAGACCGCAGAGUGCAAGAGAAGAAGCACAACCAAUGGAAGCGGUGUAUGCUCAAGUGAAUAAAUCAAGAAAUGGAAAUAUUCCAUCUGUGGAAAGCAACAGACUCGCUCCCAGUAACCACGAUCGGAUACAAAAGCUAAGAAAUGAGUUCCAGCAAGCAAAACAAGAGGAGCUUGAGGACCGGCGACGUACAUACAGUUUUGAACAGCCUUGGCCCAGCUCUGGUCCCUAUGCUCAAAGCGGUCGGCAUUCAGUGUCUGUAGAGGUUCAACUCCAGCGACAGAGACAGGAAGAAAGGGAAAGUUUCCAGCAGGCACAGCGACAGUACAGCUCCUUACCACGGCAAAGCAAAAAGAAUUCCAGUUCCAUGACUCAGGAAGCAUGGGAUAAAGGCUAUGUCCCUGGUGAUGGUUUCCAGAGUGCUAAGGACAAUCCCAGAUACUCAAGCUAUCAGGGCUCUCGAAAUGGCUACCUAGGGCAUGGCGUCAAUGCACGGGUUUUAAUGGAAACGCAAGAACUGCUUCGUCAAGAAGAACAACGACAGAAAGAUCAUCAGCCUACAGAAGGGCGUAACAACUAUGACUCGUACAAAGCUGAUCCCAGCUACAGCCUUCCGAAAGGUCCUUACAGGCAAGAUGUCCCUCCGUCCCCUUCUCAGGUUGCCAGGCUGUCCAGAUUACAAAUGCAGGACAAGGCACGGCCAUUCUACCCCUGACAUGCAGUUAGAACGUAAACAUGCAAGGCAAUAAGUCACUUUUUUAAAAAAGUUAAGAGUAUGUUCCUCUGAAUAUCAAGGGAGAAGGCCUUCAAACGUGUAGCAGGUUUUUUGUGAUGAUGUUUAUUCCAGUGCCUUUAGUAAUUUGAGAAAAGACUCACUGGCCUUAAUCUGCCUCCUUCUGUCUGUCACAUUCAUCAGUCGAUAACAGAAAGACUUUCUCACAGUUUGACAAUCAGGUGGAAGCAGAAGAACAAGUGUGGUGUCAUGAGGAUCUAAUCUUGUGAUUCUUCUCCAGACAGUGUGACUGAUUUUUAGCAAUUCGUAGCUGGAUUCGUUUUACUACCUUCACAAUGCUCUUCUGUUACUGUAUUGUGAGAUACAUGGCCCCCAUUUCCCCCCAUAUAGAUACAGAUGCUCAGCUUGGCAUAAAAUGAUUCAUACUGGAAUUCUGCUACAUUUGUCCCAAGGGGGCAAUUUCACAUGCGAAAUUCACUUCAAUAUUGAUGAGAAAAUGUUCUGUGGUUCAUUGUCUUCGAUUUUAAUAUUCUUUUCUUGGAGAAAUGUUGUCUGUCUUUGAAUGGAAUAGGUCACACUUCAAAAAAGAAUUAAUCUCAAUGUACUUGUAGACCAUGUAAUAUUUUAAAUCUGAUUGAGAAGGCCUUUGAAAACUGUGGAACAUGAUAAAAUGUGCAGCAUACCAUACCACUGUACACUAAUCCUUUAAUUCAUUGAUUGAGAAGAGGAGUAACUGCCAAUAUUAUGAUUUCAGGGAAGAGAGAGCGGAUUCACCGUUACUUAUUUUUUUUUAAAUCUUCCAUCUUUCAGUUCUGUUUACAGCCAAUAACCUGCAGAAAGGAAGUGUUAGCCCAGAUAUCCUGGCUACUACAAGCCUUCAUGGUGACAAGCAGCAACGUGCUUCUUGCAUCAGGCCAUUGAAAAAUAUGGGUAAAAUAAGGAAGAGAAACACGAUGGGUUUUUUGGACAAGUCUGUAACAUUGCAAACAUUAGGUCAAGCAGGAGACCACAUUUAAAUGCUUCCGAUGCCCAUUAUAUCUUUGUAUUGUACCUGAUGUGAGUGGUUUUAUAGUAUACAAUUACAUCUUUGCAAGUUCAAAAUAAGAAAAGAAGAAAAUACAUUUUUAUAUAUAAAUAUAUAAAAAGACAUACAAAUAAGUGACUUACAUUUUAUUAUUGCUUUUACAGUGAGAACCUAGUGUACAUUUGGGAAUUUGGAAAUCUUUCCUUUACAUAAUUGUUGUAAAAGCUUGAUGUUCCAUGAAUAGUGUGGAAUGCAGAGGUUGGAACAAUUAAGUGCCUACAGUUCCAGAUAUGAGAGAGAAUGAAUUUUGGUCAUUUCUCCCACACACUAAAUAUAGUGCGCACUGUGUGAAUCUGGAAGACUAUGCCUCUUUCUGUUUGGCACUUUUUUUUUGUUGUCGAGCUGUUUUUUGGUGUAAGUGAAACCUCUGCACAACUAUUGAUGUCUUGUUUGCCUGUUUGUUGUUGCCUUUAUUCCAGUUUUACUCUAAUGUUUCAAAUGAAAUGUAAGCACAGUGCAAUCAAUUUUUAACGGCUCUUUUACACAGUGUAUAAAACAACCUUCUUGUACAUAUCACUCAGAAUA